AUGUCAUUAACUAGACUUGAUUGUGGAUAUCAAAACUAUGACUGGGGAAAAAUCGGAUCCUCAUCAGCAGUUGCCCAAUUUGCUGCCAAAUCCAAUGAAGAAACUUCCAUUGAUGAAUCAAAACCUUAUGCUGAAUUAUGGAUGGGUACUCACCCUUCAGUUCCAUCAAUCGUUGUUGAAAAUGGUAAAACUUUAAGAGAUUUAGUCGCUUCAGAUCCAACCAAAUACUUACACAAAGACAUUAUUGAAAAAUUCGGUUCUGACAAAGAAUUACCUUUCUUAUUUAAAGUUUUAUCAAUUGAAAAAGUUUUAUCAAUCCAAGCUCACCCUGAUAAGGCUUUAGGAGCACAAUUACAUGCUGCUGAUCCAAAAAAUUAUCCUGAUGCUAACCAUAAACCUGAAAUGGCUAUUGCUGUCACUUCAUUCGAAGGGUUCUGUGGUUUCAAACCUUUAUUGGAAUUACAAAAAACUUUACAAUCAGUUCCUGAAUUAAAUGAAAUCAUCGGUACUGAAUUAGUUGAAGAAUUCUCUAAAGGUAUUAAGCCAGAAGCCGAAUUAGGUUCUGAAGAUGAUAAAGCUAAUAGAAAAUUAUUACAAAAGAUCUUUGGUAAAUUAAUGAAUACUGAUGAAUCAAUCAUUGGCGAAAAGGCUGCAUCAUUAGUUAAAAGAACUGAAACUGAUCCAUCAUUAUUUGAUAACAUUGCUCCAAAAUUAGCUGAAUUGAUCCAACGUCUUAAUAAACAAUUCCCUAAUGAUAUUGGAUUAUUCUGUGGAUGUUUAUUGUUAAACCAUUGUAUUUUACAACCAGGUGAAGCUAUGUUCUUACAAGCUAAAGAUCCUCAUGCUUAUAUUAGUGGAGAUAUUAUUGAAUGUAUGGCUGCUUCAGAUAAUGUUGUUAGAGCUGGAUUCACACCUAAAUUCAAAGAUGUUAAGAAUUUAGUUGAAAUGUUAACUUAUUCUUAUGAUUCAGUUGAAAAACAAAAGAUGCCUUUAUUAUCACAUCCAAAAACUUCUGGUGAAGCUAAAUCUGUUUUAUACGAUCCACCAAUCGCGGAAUUCGCCGUCUUACAAACCAUUUUCGAUGGUCCUUCCAAAGUUCAAUCUUUUGAUAAAUUCGAUGGUCCAUCAAUUAUAAUAACCACUAAUGGUUCAGGUUCUAUUAGAAUCAAAGGUGGUGAAGAUAAACCUGUUGAAACCGGUUAUGUUUAUUUCAUCGGUCCUGACACUGAAGUGGAAUUGAUCUCUAAAUCUAGUGACUUUACUUCUUAUAGAGCUUUUGUUGAAGCUUAA
This is a messenger RNA of Yamadazyma jaroonii, 1290 nucleotides long. The record is from the annotation of a GenBank genome assembly. Lineage: Eukaryota; Fungi; Ascomycota; Pichiomycetes; Serinales; Debaryomycetaceae.